Caenorhabditis angaria is the source of this 1219-nucleotide messenger RNA. The record is from the annotation of a GenBank genome assembly. Lineage: Eukaryota; Metazoa; Nematoda; Chromadorea; Rhabditida; Rhabditidae.
AUGGAUAGGAGAAUUCUGUCAACUUCUAUCGAAGCAAAAGAAAUUCGAGAGAAAAUGAAAACCAAGAUGGUGACAUUUGACAUUAGUUUGUCAAGUAAAGAUAAUAUUCUACUCGUUUUUGAUGGAGACAAAAAUUUGGUAACUGCUUCAACGCUCACUCUCAAAGAAUCCUCACAGAAGGUAUGUUUUCAUGAAAAAAAAGCUGUCCCUUUGGACAAAUUUUUUUAUCUCUGCACUCUCUAACACACACUCUAUCACUCUUCUCUUCUUCUAUAACAAUUUUCUUCUGUCUAAUCUGGAAUUUUUAGAAAACUGAUAGAAAUUCAUCUACCUCUACAUCGACUUCUUCAAGUUCACCAUCUCCAAAUAGUAGUCAAAAAGAGCGUUCGCCUCGAAAAAGACCACAUGCUCAAGAAAUCAAAUCUGAAAAAAAGGAGCAGGAACCUCUUUCAGAAUCACAUGAUGAACUUUCGUUGGUUUUUGAUAUGGAGAGAAAAAUCAGGGCGAUCUAUAAUUUGAAAACUACUUUUGAAAAACAAAAACCUAUGCCAAAUGCUAAAAUGUGCAGAAAGGUGAGUUUUUUUUUUUCUUCGAAAAAUAUAUAUAUUCUAGAACUUCUGCUAUUCAGAAAAAAAUUUCCAGGCCGUAGAAACAGUCAAAAAACUUUGGAAUGAGUAUAUCAACCUAAAGAAAAAGUUGGAUGAAUUUCAAAAGUUUCAACCAGAAGAAGACACAAUUAAUAAAAUAGUUAAGCCAGAACUCAAAGAGGUAGGCUUUAUUGAUGAUUGUGAACAAAUGUGUUUUUCCAGACUUCUAACGAAGAACUUGGAAAUAGAUUUAGGACAAUUAUUGGACACAUGUUCUUCGAUUCAACUCCAUUUAUUCAAAGUUUAUUUGAUGACAAAUACAAUUAUUUUGCAUUCAGAAAACAAAUGAUUUCUUUUAUUGAUAAUUUCAAAAAAGAAAAAAGACUUCGAAAAUCGGAAAAAAUAGACGAUAUUUUAAAAGGAUGUAUUGCAAAACGGUAUGGAACCGUUUCAAGAUUAAGAAGAGUAAGACUAAAUAUCAGUAAAAAUUAAUUUAUUGUUUUUAUUUUCAGCUAAUUGUUGGAAAAAACGAAGUGAAACAAGAAAUCAAAUUUCUCGAAAAGGAACUCAACUUGUGGAAGGACAAUCUCAUAGAAGCUCUGGAACCAUUUGAAGAAGAGAGCACUAGUUAG